Sinocyclocheilus grahami is the source of this 857-nucleotide messenger RNA. Its product is annotated as mediator of RNA polymerase II transcription subunit 27-like. Lineage: Eukaryota; Metazoa; Chordata; Actinopteri; Cypriniformes; Cyprinidae. Gene Ontology annotation, biological process: regulation of transcription by RNA polymerase II. Gene Ontology annotation, molecular function: transcription coactivator activity. Bases 33 to 773 code for a protein of 246 amino acids. Gene Ontology annotation, cellular component: mediator complex. The transcript is spliced from 6 exons. The record is from RefSeq and is a predicted model, not a curated record.
CUCGUGCGCCAGUGUUCGCGGACGCAGCAGUCAUGGCGGACGUUAUGAAUGUUGGAGUGAAUUUAGAAGCGUUUUCUCAAGCGAUUAAUGCCAUCCAGGCUCUUCGUUCGAGUGUCACUAGGGUGUUCGAUUCUCUUAAAGAUGGGAUGAAAAAUAAGGAGACCCUUGAAGGGCGGGAGAAAGCCUUUAUAACUGAAUUCCAAGAUAACUUACAGUCAGUCAAUCGCGACUUAAAUGAAUUGGAGCGUCUCAGUACUUUGGUUGGCAGGCCGUCAGAGAGUCACCCCUUACACAACAGUGGACUGCUCAGUUUAGACCCCGUUCAGGACAAAACACCUCUCUACAGCCAGCUGCUCCAGGCUUACAAAUGGUCCAAUAAAUUACAGUACCAUGCAGGUCUGGCCUCCAGUCUUCUAAACCAACAGUCACUCAAACGCUCAGCCAAUCAGAUGGGAACAUCUGCCAAAAGAAGACCCAAAGUCCAGCCCAGCACCCUCGCCCUUCCAACACAGUAUGUUGAUGAUGUCAUAUCCAGAAUUGGACGAAUGUUUCCAGAUAUGUCAAUUGAGCUUUUCCGGCCAAACGGGACAUCCGCAGUUCUCUUGGUCACCCUGGGCAAGGUUUUGAAAGCCAUUGUGGUAAUGAGGAGCCUUUUUAUUGACCGCACGAUUGUCAGAGGUUAUCAUGAGAAUGUAUACUCUGAAGACGGAAAGGUUGUCCUCUCAUUCAUUCUGAAGCGAUCUGUACGUCUCUGCGAAAGCUGCAACGUUUGAACACUCAUUGGUGACACUAAUAUGAGGUGGCCAUCAAAGCUGCGGAGAGGCUUGAUCACAGUUAAUUAUGGCAGUGAAUGUGAU